Molecule: messenger RNA, 423 nt
Organism: Ostertagia ostertagi
Lineage: Eukaryota; Metazoa; Nematoda; Chromadorea; Rhabditida; Trichostrongylidae
Source: the annotation of a GenBank genome assembly
AUGUUACAACUUUGCUUGGAUGGAAUUUUUUACAUUUUUCAGGUGAAGCCACUCAUUUGGGUCGAGGCUGUUGUCGAAAAGCACACACAUUCUAGGGUCGAGUAUAUGGUCAAGGCUAAAUCGCAAUUCAAACGACAGUCUAUUGCUAAUCAUGUCGAGGUGAUUAUACCGGUGCCGUCUGACGCAGAUUCACCGAAAUUCAAAAGCAGCGUUGGCUCAGUCAAAUACGUGCCAGAGCUGAACGCAUUUGUUUGGACGAUUCGCAGUUUUCCAGGUGGUCGCGAAUAUUUGAUGCGUGCUCAUUUCUCCUUGCCUUCAAUUAUGAGCGAAGAGGCAGAAGGGAAGCCUCCCAUCCAAGUGAAAUUCGAAAUUCCUUACUAUACCACAAGUGGCCUUCAGGUGCGUUUGUUUUCUCAUUGUUAA